AUGGAGAGCCAGUCGAAGUCACCAGGCCUCGGCCCGCACAAUGAUUCUUCUUCCAGAAUACAUAAAACGGAGUCAGCCGCCGACCGUUUGGCUGCGCUUAAAGCUCGAGUUGCGGCUGCGACCGCGACUAGCAAGGCGAAAGGUGGUUUAAACGUUGGUCUCCAUCCGGCUCUUGAAGACCUGGCAUCAUGGAAGCCUCAAAACAAGGGACAGAACUCAACAAACACGGCAAGGAACAUGCCUUACGGCUCUAAGGGACCGACUGCGUCUACACUCAAAAGCAAAGCGGAGUUCAGUGACGGUCAGCGGAAUCCGUACAUUGACGAAUCUGCGGUCGCUCAGCCCUCCAGCUCUCGAAAUCGUGAACCUAGGCGCCUAGUAUUCAACCAAAAGGGCAAAUACAUUCAACAGGCCAACGCCCUCAGGCGACAAGAGGCGCUUGAGGCGAUGAAGAAGCGCAUCGCGGAGCAGACAAGAAAGACCGGCAUGGAUGAGGAUCUGGAUACCGAGAAGAAGUUCCUCGUUGAAGAGCCGCCUCUUGUAGAGUGGUGGGAUGAAGGGCUCAUAGACGGGGACUCCUACGAUGCAAUCGAGCACGCCGACAAAUUAAAACUCGUUUCACCGGACAGUAUCGUCACGGAAUAUAUCCAGCACCCGAUUGCGCUCGAGCCGCCGCAAGAUCGCUUGGCACCCGCACCGAAGCCCAUGUAUCUCACAUCCAAGGAGCAAGCCAAAAUAAGACGGCAACGGCGAAUGGCGGAAGGGAAGGAGAUGCAGGCGAAGAUCAGGCUAGGUCUAGUGCCGGCACCCCCCCCUAAAGUGAAAAAGGGUAACCUCAUGCGCGUUCUUGGGGAUGUGGCCGUGAAAGAUCCUACCGCAGUAGAAGCUCGCGUAAAUCGAGAAAUCGCUGAGCGCCAUCAGAAGCAUGUCGACACCAACGAAGAACGACAAUUAACAAAAGACCAAAAACACGAGAAGUUGGCCGCGAAUCAGCAGAAGGAUGCCGAAAGGGGCAUUUAUGUGCUAGUCUUGAAGAUAAAUAGCCUGGCAAACGGGCAGCACCGCUACAAGAUCGGUGUCAACGCAGAGCAGCUUUCUCUGACUGGAAUCUGCAUUAUGCACCCGAAAUUCAACCUGUUGGUCGUCGAGGGCGGCUCUUGGGCGAUCAACAAGUACAAGAAACUCAUGCUCAAUCGGAUUGAUUGGACUGACAAUGCGCCAUCUCGAGACAGGGAUGGGAAAAAUGCCACGCGAGAGUGGCUCCUGGCAGAAGAUGCAAAGGGUGAACUGAAAGAUAUGUCGCUCAAUCGAUGUACGCUGGUAUUUGAAGGUGAACAGAAAGCCCGCGGUUUCCGCAAAUGGGGUAGUAAGGUAUGCGAAACAGAUGCAGAGGCCCGUGAUGCUUUGUCUCGAGCUAAACUGGAGAGUUUCUGGACAUUGGCGAAAGGGAUGGCGUAA
Cordyceps fumosorosea ARSEF 2679 is the source of this 1458-nucleotide messenger RNA. Its product is annotated as U4/U6 small nuclear ribonucleoprotein. Gene Ontology annotation, cellular component: U4/U6 x U5 tri-snRNP complex. The transcript has 2 exons. The record is from RefSeq and is a predicted model, not a curated record. Lineage: Eukaryota; Fungi; Ascomycota; Sordariomycetes; Hypocreales; Cordycipitaceae. Gene Ontology annotation, biological process: mRNA splicing, via spliceosome. Bases 1 to 1458 code for a protein of 485 amino acids.